AUGCCCAGUUGUCGCCGUCUCUCUUUGUCUUUCAUGAGCUUAAAACUUUCAGAGAGUGUGAGCUCACUUAUUAAUCUCUUGAGUUCAGCCCAAGAUGAAGAUCAGCCAAAAUUGAACGUACUGCUGUGUGAGGCCGUUGUCGCUGUUUACUUAAGUUUACUGAUACAUGCUCUUGCCACAAAUUCCUCCAAUGAAUUGUUUCGGCUUGCAGCCCACCCAUUAAAUAAUCGAAUGUGGGCUGCUGUUUUCGGAGGGGGUGUGAAACUUGUUGUGAAGCCUCGAAGACAGUCAGAAAAUAUUUCAGCACCUCCUGUUCCUUCUGAAGACAUAGAUAAACACCGUAGGAGAUUUAACAUGAGAAUGCUGGUCCCUGGAAGGCCUGUGAAAGAUGCUACCCCACCACCAGUGCCUUCAGAAAGACCAUCUUACAAGGAAAAAUUUAUUCCUCCUGAACUUAGUAUGUGGGAUUACUUUGUUGCAAAGGUUUUUAAUUAG
Molecule: messenger RNA, 495 nt
Organism: Castor canadensis (American beaver)
Lineage: Eukaryota; Metazoa; Chordata; Mammalia; Rodentia; Castoridae
Source: RefSeq, a predicted model, not a curated record